Messenger RNA from Choloepus didactylus (southern two-toed sloth), 4742 nucleotides. It is a transcript of the gene ZNF180, whose product is annotated as zinc finger protein 180. Lineage: Eukaryota; Metazoa; Chordata; Mammalia; Pilosa; Megalonychidae. Gene Ontology annotation, molecular function: DNA-binding transcription factor activity, RNA polymerase II-specific; RNA polymerase II cis-regulatory region sequence-specific DNA binding. Bases 296 to 2287 code for a protein of 663 amino acids. The record is from RefSeq and is a predicted model, not a curated record. Gene Ontology annotation, biological process: regulation of transcription by RNA polymerase II. The transcript has 5 exons.
ACGCGCAGCCAUUGUCCCGCUCGCGGGCGGUUGCGGCCGCCCGGCACUUCGGCCUUUCGGAGCUUAACCCCCGAGCGGCUUUGCUGAUGCCGACCAGAGGAGAGAGCCGAACGAGCUUAACCCGAGUCGGUCGUGCUUUUGAAUCAGGGUGGGAAGCUGUUUAACCCUAGUUCGUCCUGCCGUAGAGCAGUGCCGGUUACCGAGGCGAGGACAGGCCGGACCCGGACCGCGGGUCCGAGGACGCCCAGCCCUGGUCCUCGAGCUGCCAGGACCCUGCCUGCGCCUGGAGGAGAGCAUGGAGGAGCAGGAUGCGAAGCUGCUAGGGCCCCUGAAGGCCUGUACCCAGGACUCACUCCUUCCUGAAGAGAUUAUCAUCAAGGUGGAGGGAGAAGACACUGGGUCACUGGGCAUCCCAUCCCAGGAAGGUGUGAACUUCAAAAUUGUGACUGUGGACUUCACUCCGGAGGAACAGGAAACUCGGAACCCUGCUCGGAGGACCCUGGACAGAGACGUGAUCCUGGAGAAUCACAGGGAGCUGGUCUCUUGGGACUCUGUGACUGCACUUGGAAGAAGAGAAUCAACUCCAAAGCAGAGCAUUUUUGAUGAAGAAACAUCCCAUGGAGUGAAGAUAGAAAGGUUAACAAGGGAUGAUCCUUGGUUGUCUUCAUGUGGAGAAGUCCAGAAUUGUAAUGACCAGUUGGAGAAGCAACAGGAAAAACAAGAGAGGUUUCUGAAGGAAGUGGCAUCCCCCCAAAGGAAAGCUAUUACUUAUGAGAGAAUCUGCAAAAGUGAUGAACUUGAGGAUAAGAGUGGUCUGAAUUCCAGUCUUCUUUCACCCCAGUUGAUACCUAUACGAAAUCAUUUUCAUAAACAUGUCUCGCAUGUUAAAAAGUUGCGUCGUAAUUCUGUUAUAAACAAUCAUCAGAACAUAAAUGACAGUGAGGAACUAUGUGGAAAUAUUGAAUGUGAAAAAAUCCCCCAGAGUUUUCACCUUAUUCAGCCUGCAAGAACUCAAACAGAAGACAAAGUCUAUGGAUUGAAUGAUAGUAUUCAAUCUUUCAGCCCUGGUACGCCCCUAAAUAUACACAAGAAAAUUCAUGCAGGAGAAAAACCCUUUGAUUUUAGGGAGUGUGAGCAAGUUUUAAACCACAAUAUAUCUCAUAAUAAACAAAGAAUUCCUAUUGAAAACUCUCAAUAUAAGUGUAGUAAAACUUCUCAGAGCUCAUCCCUUGCUCAAAACAGAAAUCAUUCUGAAGAGAAACCCUUUGAAUGUGAUCAGUGUGGAAAAUCUUUCAGCUGGAGCUCUCACCUUGUUGCACAUCAGAGAACUCAUACAGGGGAGAAACCUUAUGAAUGUAAUGAAUGUGGAAAAUCCUUCAGCCGGAGUUCUCAUCUUGUUUCCCAUCAGAGAACUCAUACCGGAGAGAAACCUUAUAGAUGUAAUCAGUGUGGGAAAUCCUUUAGCCAGAGCUAUGUUCUUGUUGUGCAUCAGAGAACUCAUACUGGAGAGAAGCCUUAUGAAUGCAGUCAAUGUGGAAAGUCAUUCAGGCAGAGCUAUAAACUUAUUGCACAUCAAAGAACCCACACUGGAGAGAAGCCGUAUGAAUGCAGUCAGUGUGGGAAGUCAUUUAUCCAAAGCUAUAAACUUAUUGCACAUCAAAGAAUUCAUACUGGAGAAAAACCCUAUGAAUGCACCCAGUGUGGGAAGUCCUUUAGUCAGAGUUAUAAACUUGUUGCCCAUCAGAGGACUCACACAGGAGAAAAACCCUUUGAAUGUAACCAGUGUGGAAAAUCCUUCAGUUGGAGCUCUCAGCUUGUUGCACAUCAAAGAACUCAUACUGGAGAGAAACCCUAUGAAUGUAAUGAAUGUGGAAAAUCUUUCAACCGCAGUUCUCACCUUGUUAUGCAUCAGAGGACACAUACUGGAGAAAAACCCUACGAAUGUAGUCAGUGUGGAAAAUCCUUCAGCCAGAGUUACGUUCUUGUUGUGCAUCAGAGAACUCAUACCGGAGAAAAGCCCUAUGAAUGCAAUCAGUGUGGGAAAUCCUUCAGGCAGAGUUCGUGCCUUACUCAACAUCAGAGAACUCAUACUGGAGAGAAACCCUAUGAAUGUAAUCAGUGUGGAAAAACCUUCAGCUUGAGUGCUCGACUUAUUGUACAUCAAAGAACUCAUACUGGAGAGAAACCCUUCACAUGUAAUCAGUGUGGGAAAGCGUUCAUUAAUAGCUCUAAACUUAUUAGGCACAAGGCAACUCAUAUUGAGGAGAAACCCUAUGAAUGUAACUAGUGCGGAAAUAUUUCUUUUUCUCUUUUUAAUGAAAUACAUGUGAUGGGAAAGCUAGUAUAAAAACAAUGUAUGUGGGAAAGCUUUCAGUCAGCCCUCUAUUAUGUAUCUGGAAAUUCGUUCUGGAGAAGAAAGGGGGGAAAGCUAUAAACCAUUUAUUUUACUUAGCACUUCCAGAUGCAAAAUGAAACUUGGCCCUUAUGACACAUUCUUACAAAAGUAAUAAAUAUUGGCACUCUUCCUUAUGGACAGCACUUUGGCUAGAAUCUGAGGGAAAACCACUAAAUGGGCAAUGUGUUGUAGAGUGAUUGCCAGUGAGGUAGAUGGUCUACUCUUUUGCAAUAAAGAAUUAAGGAGGAUGCUAACACUGGUGGGCUUGUUGUUGAGAAGACUGAAAGAUAGUUGUGGCUGUUAGAAUUUAGGGCAGAAAACAGUAUUGCAAAUCAUUAUCAUUUACUACAUGAUUUCCCCAUUAGGUAGAUUCUAGUCUGUUUCAAACAGCACUUCCUACUAUAUAAAUGAAAAUUUAGUAGAAAUUAGGAAAAUGGCUUAAGAAAUGAAGUGAAAAAAUGCAGAAGAACUUAGAACACUCAUUCCUAGAACCAUUAUAAAAUCUUUGUAUAUGGGUCAGAAUUGAAAGAGAUUAUAGAUAUAUGCAUUUGACUUUUAGGUUUAUGUGUGGUUUUGUUCCUUUUUAGACUGUAUGCUAUUUUGCUGUAAUAAAUAAGUAAAAAUUGGUCAAAAACAAAAAUAAUUCAAAGGGUUCAAUCUCCUUUGACCAUUUAGGAAAGACUGGGCAACCAGAUAGCAAAGAUCCCCCCAUAUUCUGAGAUUUCUGUUUGGAUUAGGAUGAGUGUGUCACUCUUUGUGAUCUAAAUUCCCAGAGACAGCCCUCAUUGAAAGUAAAAUGGUUCCCUGGGAAAAGGGGAAUGAAAAUUUAGGCCAGAAAGGGCUCUGUAUGAAGGCUUGAGAACACAUGGGCAGUGUAGAGGGUAGGUAGGCUUAUUUUCUUAUAUUCAAAGCAGGGUAAAAGAGUUCUAUUUUGAAGAUGUUCUUUUUCUCCCCUCAUGUCAUGUUUUCUCUUUUUUCUGCACUGUGUCCCCUAAUGGGAGAGGCCUCUGAGUGCUGCAGCUAAGUGCUCAUCACCUGAAUUAAGCUUGCCAAGAAAGUUUUCAGUGAGGCAAGAUUUGUAGCUACUCAUUGAUCUUUAGAUCUGGUUCACAUGUCUUUCUGGCCUUUGCUCCUAAAUCAUGGGCUCUAAUCCUAUGGACUGAUGUGGGCCUGAAGAUCUGACCCCAGAGAGGUGGUAAAAAAAAUAAGCUAGGAGUUGUACUGACAGAUUGAGAGACUUGAGGAAGGAAGGGAAACCUAAAAUGAAUCAAUCUUAUAGGGAUUACCCUUAGUAAAAUUUCAUUCCUGUGAGAUUCCAGUACACCUGUCAGUGACUUAAGGUCUGGGGGAACAGUUGUGGACAUCUGGAAAACCAGCUCCCACCGCAUGAGAGUGCUCCGGUCAGACUCCUAAUGCACAGAUAACAGAACAGCAGGUGUUCUCCAGGUAUUAGCUUUCGGGGAGAACAUAAAAUUGUGAAACACCUCUAUUUAGCAAUGGGGCCUAAACAGACUUCUUUCUCCCCAAAUUAUAGAUAAACCAAUGCCAGUGUUAGGUACAAGUGAAUGAUUUUCACAGAACAUGCUGAAUCUUUACUUUGAAUGCAAAGAACUAGGAUUGUACAAGCAAAUAUAAAGCCAGCCAGGCUAAAGGUUAGGAUUCUGAUGAUUUCAAGUUUUGGAAGUGAUUUACUGCAAAAGAAUCUCCUCAGUAAAUGUUGAAAAUAUUACAUUGAAAAUGUGAAAUGUGUAAAACUGCAAAAAAAUUGUCUUCGAGUGAGUGUGUUUGUUUCUUUGUGUGUACGUGUUUCUGGCCAGGUUGAAUAUGUGUCAUCUGUGUGUACUGAAACUUCAGUUCCUGGCUGGUGAUUUAUGGUUACCAGAUGUUUUGAAGUAAAACAGACUCAAUAAUUAAACAAAAAUGUUAGAGUAAUUUCUAUCACUUGCUCAACAAAUUUUCUUGAUAGGAAAAGUAUUAUUUUCAUUAAAAAGUGGCCAACCAAAAAUAAAGAGACAGAGGUUUAAGUGGCAGCCUGCCAAAAAUAUAUAUAAUUAAAUUUCUAAGCCCAAAUUUUAGGGUUCAAAAGGUGAGUCAAUACUAUGAUUUUGAUAACAUGUAUGUGAUUCUUUACAUCCCCUAAAUAAGAAUUUUUAUGUCUGUGAAGUUCACAAAAAUAAAAUUGUACAGUUAUAGAAAAAAAUCACGGAGAUUUUACAGGCCAAAUUUCUUUCAUCAUCCUGCAGUAAAAUUAGAAAUAAAUAAAACAUGACCAAAAUGUUUUUAACUAUCUGGAUGCUAAGAAAUAACUUUUAGAAACAAUUUUUCAAGGAGUAAAUAAAAACUGAAA